AGACUCCUUCAUUUGCAAAACUUCAACACCCUGAUGGCCGUGAUCGGCGGGCUCGGCCACAGCUCCAUCUCCCGCCUCAAGGAGACGCACAGCUUUGUGAGUCCGGAGACGACAAAGGUCUGGGAGUCGCUGCUGGAGCUGCUGUCAUCGGCAGGGAAUUACAGCCGCUACCGGCGGUGUUUUGCGGAGUGCGUGGGCUUCAAGUUCCCCAUCCUAGGAGUCCACCUCAAGGACCUGGUGGCCGUCCACGUGGCCCUUCCCGACUGGCUCGACCGGGCGCACACCCGCCUCAAUGGCAAUAAGAUGCAGCAGCUGUUUAGCAUCCUCAGCGACCUCGCGAUGGUGCAGAGCAUCCGCCCCCCAUUCGAGGCCAACCCUGACCUUCUCAACUUGCUCAUGGUCUCCCUGGAUCAAUAUCAAACAGAAGAGGAGAUCUAUCAACUCUCUUUGCAACGCGAACCCCGAAACAAGUCUACGCCUUCCAGCCCUACAUCUUCUACCCCACCACCCCAGCCUGUUAUGAUCGAGGAGUGGGCAUCGGUGCCCAAACCGAAGCCAGACCAAGAAAUUGUGCGCAAACACAUUGAGAAGAUGGUAGAGUCUGUUUUCCGGAACUUUGACGUGGAUGGAGAUGGGAAUAUUUCCCAAGAAGAAUUCCAGAUUAUCCGGAAUAAUUUCCCAUAUCUCUGCAAAUUUGGAGACCUGGAUGAGAAUCAAGACGGUUGCAUCAGUCGAGAAGAAAUGGUUUCCUACUUCAUGAAGUCCAGCAUGGAGCUGAACGGGAAAAUGGGCUUCGUCCACUGCUUCAACGAGACCACGUUCCUGCGCCCCGUGGCUUGCCGUCACUGCAAGGGCCUGAUCCUGGGCCUCUACAAGCAAGGACUAAAGUGUCGAGCCUGCGGGGUGAAUUGCCACAAACAGUGCCGGGAUCUGCUCUCGGUUGAGUGCCGCAAACGCACCAAGAGCGUCAGCCUUGACGGAUCUGUAUCCCUGCCAGCCCGGUCCUUUAGUUUCUCCCUGCCUCGUCCCGGCCGGACAUCCCUGCGACAUACAGAAAUCCAGGAGGAAGAAGUACAGGCUGUGGACGAUGGGGUUUUUGAUGAGAAGCUAUGAGACUAGAUCAGCUCAGUGGACUGCCUGGAAUCUGAGCACGAGAUCACCUCGUCCUUCUCAGCGGCCAGAGCCGGUCUGCCAGCAAGCCUUCGGCUGUACUCCGUCCCCCCAAAUGCAGUGGGGCAUGUGCUUUUGGGGAUGGGACCUCUCCAUUUUGAAAGCACUUUGGCAAAGGGAAUCGGGAGAGAUUUCUGCCCCUACCCCAAGACCUUUUAGAAACGUGUGUAUAUUUGUAUCAAGAACUGGAUUCAAAGAUGUAAUAAUCAUUAUAAUAAAUUUGACACCUGCUCCG
This is a messenger RNA of Python bivittatus (Burmese python), 1405 nucleotides long. NCBI's taxonomy places the organism in Eukaryota, Metazoa, Chordata, Lepidosauria, Squamata, Pythonidae. The record is from RefSeq and is a predicted model, not a curated record.